CUGCAGGUCUCUUCACAUAAUAGCGUGACAGAGUCUAGGGUGAUGAACCCACCGAGUCACUGAGUGGCCAAGUCCGAGUUCGUAUGACUGUGUACUUUUCUCUUGACAAAAAUGGGCCGGUGCAUAUUCGCUGAUUGCCAAGCUCAAUGAGCGGGAGAUAAGUUGGUUCCUUCUCUCGCCCCUUCACGUCCGUGCCAUGUUCGACGUGUCCAUCGAGGAUGCGAUACCCCCUGCGUUUUUGUAUUCAUUUCUGGCCCUCAUAACCGCUUAUCACGUUUUUGCGCCUCUGUGUUCUACAGUCAAACAACGGUCAUGGAUAUUGACCACCAUCAGUAGUGCCGCGAUGUCUCUAACGAGUCUACCUCUUUUCGUUCACUAUCUCAGUUCGGGUGGAGAUUUGACAGGGAUAAGGUCGACGCCAUGGACGGAGAGCACCGGCCGAUUCUUCCAAGCAUAUCUUGUCACAGACCUAUUGAUGGGCGUGACUUACUAUCGUAGCAAAGUUAACUUGCUAACAGGCUGGAUUCACCACUCGCUAUACAUUGCCAUCGUCGAAUAUACCUGCCGUAUGGGCUGGAGUCAUCUGUUUGCACUGUGUGCCGUGAUGGAGGUACCUACCUUCGUUCUGGCCAUGGGAAGUCUCAACUCCCGCUUCCGCUCAGACGUGGUCUUCGCAUUAUCAUUUCUUGCGACUCGGAUCGUUCUUCAUGUAUUUUUAUGCGCAUCCAUGGUGGCCAGCCGGCACCACGUCACGAAUGAUUCAUAUGGCCCAGGCCUUCUCAUGAUCUGCAUCUUCCCUCUUCACGCAUUCUGGUUUUACGGGUGCCUGAAGGGAUUCGUCAAGCGUGCCAAGUCCCCAAAGCCUCAGCCCGUCAGUCAAGGCACUGUUACGACAUCAGGGUUUAUUUCCUUGCGUGCAAGGCCUUGGACGCUGCCACGCCGCCGUGGCACGCUCAGGCAGGCUGUCCGUGCUUGGGAUAGACUCGAGAUCAGAAAGGCAGCUGGACGUUUUGGAGAUGUCCAGCGCCGUCUGAGAGCUUCAUUACCUGCAGCGCGCGAGCAUGUGUAUGCUUAUGUUGGAUUAGAGAGGCCCCCCAGCGGAGGGCCGCAACAGACUGGUGCUGAGACGGAAACCUCUUUUUGAUAUAGAGAGAUAUUACAAGGUGUAGUGUCUUUCCUUCCUGUAUACCUCGAUGGUCCAUGUGAGAUAACUUUAUACUAGACGAUUUAUACCCAUACCCUGUAGUAAUAGUAUAUCAGGACAGUGACGACCUUUACGACCUCUGCCUUUUAUCUACCAUGUUUUAGAUGCCAUGUACCUCUGCUUUAUGUACUCAUGUACUUAUGCGUUUCAUUGGUCAUCUUCCUGAAAUGCCUAUACGUCUCUACAGUCAUACAUGGCCGCCUGGCGAAAUGGCAUCGCGUCUGACUACGAUAGUACGGCGAUCAGGAGAUUGCAGGUUCGACCCCUGCGGUGGUCAUUUUUG
This is a messenger RNA of Suillus bovinus, 1487 nucleotides long. RefSeq lists its product as uncharacterized. Gene Ontology annotation, cellular component: endoplasmic reticulum. Bases 197 to 1144 code for a protein of 315 amino acids. The record is from RefSeq and is a predicted model, not a curated record. Gene Ontology annotation, biological process: lipid homeostasis. Lineage: Eukaryota; Fungi; Basidiomycota; Agaricomycetes; Boletales; Suillaceae. The transcript has 5 exons.